AUGGCGUGCACAGCAGAGAUCAAGAGCAACGAAGGAGGCGUCGCUCUCUCCACCCCCGCUCAGGCUUUUGAGGACAUCUACAUCGAGCAGAGGAGGGUGAUCAAAGUGGUGCUGGAGUACGCCGACAAGAUCUUCACCUACAUCUUCAUCCUGGAGAUGAUGCUCAAGUGGCUCGCCUACGGCUUCAAAAAGUACUUCACCAACUACUGGUGCUGGCUGGACUUCCUCAUCGUUGAUGUCUCAUUGGUCAGUUUGGUAGCCAACACAUUGGGUUAUUCAGACUUAGCAGCCAUCAAAUCCCUGCGGACGCUGCGAGCCCUGCGGCCCCUCAGAGCCCUCUCCAGAUUUGAAGGCAUGAGGGCAACGUUCAAAGGCUGGAUGGACAUCAUGUACGCAGCGGUGGACUCGAGAGCUGUGGAGGAGCAGCCUAUCAAGGAGAUCAACCUGUACAUGUACCUGUACUUUGUCAUCUUCAUCAUCUUCGGCUCCUUCUUCACCCUCAACCUGUUCAUCGGUGUCAUCAUCGACAACUUCAACCAGCAGAAGAGAAAGUUAGGAGGACAGGACAUCUUCAUGACCGAGGAGCAGAAGAAGUAUUACAACGCCAUGAAGAAACUCGGCUCCAAAAAACCUCAGAAGCCCAUUCCCCGACCGACGAACUCUCUGCAGGGCUUCUUCUUCGACUUGGUUGGGAAGCAAGCGUUCGACAUCAUCAUCAUGGUGCUGAUCCUCUUCAACAUGAUCACCAUGAUGGUGGAGACGGACGAGCAGCCGCCUCAGAUGGAGAAGAUCCUGAACAACAUCAACCUGGCCUUCAUCAUCAUCUUCACUGCUGAGUGCCUGAUCAAGAUCAUGGCGCUGCGUUGCUACUUCUUCACCGUUGGCUGGAACAUCUUCGACUUCGUGGUGGUCAUUCUCUCCAUCGUGGGGAUCGUGCUUGCUGAUAUCAUUGAAAAGUACUUUGUGUCACCCACACUGUUCAGAGUGAUCCGACUGGCUCGCAUUGGACGAAUUCUGCGCCUCAUCAGAGGUGCUAAAGGCAUCCGGACGUUACUGUUUGCCCUCAUGAUGUCCCUUCCUGCUCUCUUUAACAUUGGACUUCUCCUGUUCCUUGUCAUGUUCAUCUACGCCAUCUUUGGUAUGGCCAACUUUGCCUACGUGAAACGGCAGGCGGGGAUCGAUGACAUGUUUAACUUUGAGACGUUUGGGAACAGCAUGAUCUGCUUGUUUCAGAUCACCACCUCUGCAGGAUGGGACAGCCUUCUCAGUCCCAUUCUCAACAACUCCCCUGAGGAGUGCGAUGCCAACAUCCCCCACACUGGCACCACCGUCAAGGGGAACUGUGGGAACCCAUCAGUGGGCAUCACCUUCUUUGUCACCUACAUUAUCAUCUCCUUUCUGAUUGUGGUAAACAUGUAUAUCGCCAUCAUCCUGGAGAACUUCAGUGUUGCCACUGAGGAAAGCACUGAACCCCUCAGCGAAGACGACUUCGAGAUGUUCUACGAGGUCUGGGAGAAGUUCGACCCGGAGGCCACGCAGUUUAUCGAGUACUCCAAGCUGUCCGACUUUGCUGACUCGCUGCUAGAGCCGCUGCGCAUCAACAAGCCUAACAAGAUCAAACUGAUCUCCAUGGACCUGCCCAUGGUGAGUGGAGACAAAAUCCACUGCCUGGACAUCCUGUUUGCCUUUACCAAGCGUGUCCUGGGCGAGUCAGGAGAGAUGGAUGCCCUCAAGCAGCAGAUGGAGGAGAAGUUCAUGAUGGCGAACCCGUCCAAGAUCUCUUACGAACCCAUCACUACAACUUUGAGGCGCAAGCAGGAAGAAGUCUCCGCCACCAUCAUCCAGAGGUGUUACCGGAGACACCUUGUGAGGCGACAGCUGAAGGCCGCCUCCUACAUGUACCGCCAGAUCACCACACCUCGGCAUGCAAGAGGUGAAGGUGAAGAAGGAGGUGAAGUAGUGUUUGGGGAGGAUGCGCCUGAGAAAGAAGGGCUGAUUGCCACCAUGAUGAGGGAAAACUACGGCUCAAGCAUGUUAGGGAUCGAGCACUCAGAGACGAUUUCCUCCACCUCGUCUCCACCUUCAUAUGACAGCGUGACACGGGCCACAUCCGAGAUCUUUCAACCGCUCGCUGUCAAGACAGAAACUGCUGCCGACACUGCGGGCAGCGAACAAAGUGAACAAUCGCAGUCAGAAAUCACCCACGACAGACAGCAGGAAACGACGCCAUAGCAGGAACAGAAAAGCAAAAAAAUAAUUAACAAAUGAGGAUUUUCUCAUUUGAGGUUGGCCUGUUUAUUCUUUUGUUUACUGAAUGUACCAUAGCUGAGAACGCUGAAGCGGCAGCAGGAAGAAGCUAUGAAGAACUACGAGGAGCCUGCAACAUGGAAGAAUUACUACCUUUAAUGUCAUUUCCUGUUCCCUGGAGAAAGUGUUUUGGGAGUUUCCUGAAGGGAAGCAAAGCAACUGCAAAACAGAGAGGGUAACCCUGUCUGUCAGGUCAACUCUGCCUUUGUUGGAGUAAUAGACAGUAAAGGAAAACCUACUCUUGGGUCAACCAGAACCAGGAGUUUAGAACAAUGACCUUUCACCAAAGCUACAGGUGGUCAGAGGGGGCAGAGCAACUAUAUCACAAAUGUAUCCAUCAUUUUUUGGCCUGGGGAGUUUGUGCCUUCCCACAGUUGAUCAAUAUUCUCAGAGUAUGUUUGGUUGUAAGAGUGACGGCGGUGUUUCUCAACACGUUAAGGGUCGACGGCGUUCUGACUGACGCUCGAGAGAGGAGGGAAAAUAAUGACAACGUGAUUUCAAAACAAUGUUUUCGUAGUAAAAGUACGUUGUUGAUGUUACCAGUCUUUUAAUAGCGGUACAAUUAUUACUAUUUUUUAUAUUUUUUAGAGUAAGUUGAAGAAAACCAGUUAGCAGUCUCUCUUUUGACUUCGGAGUGGCACUAGCUAUGAAAAAGUGGCUGAACUACCAUGUUGUAAUAGAUGAGAGGAGAAGGCGCGGUCAGGAAAAAAAAAAUCUCAAAAACCUGAAUCUUCAUCUGUUUUUGUUGGCUGUUUUGCACUUUUUGAGUUUACACCUGCUCUCGCUUUGCCGCACCUGGGCGAAGGGCGUGGAGAAGAGCCUGGGAUUUCAUUAUUUUUCUUCUCAAAACUUUUUGCGAUAACACCAAAAAAAUGUGCACAAUGAGAUUUUCUACACGGUCCCAAACUCUUCUAACACGCAUCUUUGCCCACGGGUGGACGGCCUCAUACUCGGCAGUUUGUUGGCUUGUGGGUGAUUUGUCUAAAAGUCAUGUUAGAUAUUCCGGCUUCACUUCCCUAUAACAUGAAGCAGAAGAGUCCUAUUUCUGCACUGUCACCACACUGAGUGGGGAGAAAAAUGAAGCUUACUGGCUUUCAUUGAUUGAGGAUGCAUGAUUUAGGAAUAAGUUUUAUGUAAUGCUGCCUGGGUGGAAGGAAAAUAAGAGGCUUGUCAACUGUAGUGUUAUUCUCCUAUGCCAAAAAUAGUCAAGACUGCAGGUGAAUUUACUUUUUUUUUUAUAUAUUAUUCAGUUUAGUAAAAGCAUCAGACUGCUGGUUUAACACCAGCCUAGCACAAAUUCAAAAUAGGUUUAUAGCAUGCAGCGAACCACCAGUCUUUGCUUUUUAACAACUGAACAAAGACAUGUAAUAAUAAUAAUGAUGAUGGUAAUAAUAAUAAUAGUCGUAGAUUUUAUAUAGCUUUUUCCUAACAAUGUUACAAAGCGCUUCAUAGAAAGAAUCAAAAAGCAAAAUAAAAACAUCAGAACAAAAAUGACCACAGGUCAGAAGUAAAAGAUCAAUGCAAAAGGAAGCAACACAGCAAUAACAAGCGCAGAACACUGAUGUUCAUGCAGGACACCUGUUAGCCUAUUUUAAUGCCAUGAAUGCCUCCUUUCAUUUUUUUUUUCUUUUCCUGGGAGCAUUUGAUGUCUCUGUACAAACUGAACAUUGUCAACUUUUAUGACAAAUCACCCGCUGUCGUUCAGCAUCUGUCUGGUCUGAGUUCGGCUCGGCACAAACCGGCUUUAAGGUCCUGGUGGUGUCAGCCAGCUCUGACUACAGAGCGACAAUCAGCUCAGCACAUCUGCAUCAGGAUUUCUCCACAUUUGGUUUUAUGAAAAGCUAAAAAGGUCACUCUCGUGUUUGACCAUCACCAGUGUCCUGGAACAACCUUAUCUUGAAAACUCAACAGCAAUAUGACAAUGUUGAAGAAACCAGAGACUGCACAAAAGGCAAUGAAACUCUGUUACUUUGCCAAAAGUUUAGUAUUUUGUUCCUGACUAUAAGUAUGAAUACUCUUGGUAUCACACGCCUCCCUGCGAAGAUACAUUUCAUGUAAAUGAGGCUCAGUAAUUCACGCACAUUUUGCUUCCCAUUAACCAAAUUUUAUCGGAAUUUGGUUGCAAUUCAGUGAGAGAACCAGAAGGGGGCGCUGGCAAGACUGUCUUUAGUGAAAAAGGGUGAAUGGAGCUAAACAGCUAAGUUAAUGACUUCCACCUGCUUCCAUUCAAAAACAUCUAUAUUACUUUUCAUAAAUCCAGCAUCAACAGCGUGUCUGAAAUUAAUCAAAACAACACUUAUGUUCGGUUUUUCUCACAGUUAAGCCGGUUUAAUUAAACACUAGCAUGCUGCUAAUGGGUGCUGAUUAGUUGGUUAAGCAAUUGGGAUGGAACGUCCUCCCGCCAUGGCAGCAGAAACCCCGUCAGAAGUUCCUGUGUCGUGAAGUUGUGAAUCUCUAAUAAUCACAGAAAGAGAUUCUACUACAAUAGAAACCUGUAAAAAAAGAAAAAUCAAACUCCAC
Molecule: messenger RNA, 4827 nt
Organism: Neolamprologus brichardi
Lineage: Eukaryota; Metazoa; Chordata; Actinopteri; Cichliformes; Cichlidae
Source: RefSeq, a predicted model, not a curated record